Caenorhabditis elegans is the source of this 2516-nucleotide messenger RNA. RefSeq names its product Protein HID1 (gene hid-1). The record is from RefSeq and is marked reviewed. NCBI's taxonomy places the organism in Eukaryota, Metazoa, Nematoda, Chromadorea, Rhabditida, Rhabditidae. Bases 43 to 2232 code for a protein of 729 amino acids. The transcript is spliced from 15 exons.
AAAAAAUAAACCAAAAACAAAAGGAAAAAAAAUUGAAAAAAAAUGGGUGCUCAGGGUAGCAGAGUGGAUUUUAAGCAAGUUGUACUAGAUGUGACGUCCAAGCCGGGAAAAGACGAUGAGACAUUUUGGGAUCAAGCUUGGUGGCCAGAUUCAGUGAACGAGAUUUUCGCCAUGAUUUCCGGAGAAGACAUUCGAAAGUUGAGAGAUGAAUCGCCGAAAAAUCUAGCCACACUCGUUUACAAAACCGUCGAAAAACUGCAGUUUUCUAGAAAUCAUCCGGCUACCAUUGAUCAGAAGAAGACUAUCAACGCAAUUCGACUGCUCACUAGGAUCGUACCAUACUUGCUCGAAGAUGCCGAGUGGCGUGGCUACUUCUGGUCUCCGAUUCCCCAUGGCGACGCUGCAAAGCCGCUGGCUGCGGUACUUCUUGAGACACUCUCAGAUCUUCUUUUCUGCCCAGAAUUCACAAUUACACAUGCAAAUGGACAAAAAAUCGACGAUCUUUCCACAAUCGAUUCGUGCGAGUACAUCUGGGAAGCUGGAGUAGGAUCUGGAAAUAAGCCUCCAAUGGUGGCUCUGCACUAUCAGAAUCGGACGGAAAUAUUGAAGCUUCUGCUUACAUGCUUUGCAGAAUUGAUUUAUGCGCCGGUUUCAGACGAGACCCGACUUCGGUGGGUUAUCCACUUCACGUCUGUCACAAACCCGCACGUUCUUCCCAUUUUCACUUCGUUGCUGAACAUCGUUUGCGCCUACGACCCCGUUGGCUACGGAUUGCCCUACAAUUAUUUGCUAUUCAACGAUUCUAGAGAACCACUAGUCGAAAUUGCUCUCCAGGUGCUCAUUGUAUGUUUGGACAAAGAGACUCAACCGAACACGGAUGAUUCCGGAUAUAAAGACAACUACUUCAUCAAUUACCUAAGUAGAAUUCACAGGGAGGAGGAUUUCGAUUUCAUGCUGAAAGGAAUCACACGACUUCUCAGUAACCCCAUCCACUCGUCGUCAUCUUACCUUCCAAACUCAACGAAAAGAGUCAACUUUCAUCAAGAGCUAUUGGUGCUUCUGUGGAAAUGCUGUGAAAUCAAUCAAAAGUUCAUGUUCUACGUUCUGAAAACUUCUGACGUUCUGGACAUUCUCGUACCAAUUUUGUACCACAUUUCAGAUGCCCGAAAUGAUUCUGGAAGAGUUGGUCUCAUCCAUAUGGGUGUUUUCAUUAUUUUGCUGCUCAGUGGAGAGCGAAAUUUUGGAGUUCGUCUGAAUAAGCCAUACACAGCCAAAGCAAAUAUCAAUGUGCAAACGUUUACUGGAACACACGCAGAUUUAUUAAUUUUAGUUAUCCAUAAACUAAUCACAACUGGAAAUUACCGCCUGCAGACCCUGUUCGAUUGUUUCCUGACAAUAAUGGUGAAUGUGUCUCCAUACAUGAAAUCGCUAUCAAUGGUGGCGGCAAACAAACUCGUUCAUCUCGUCGAGGCAUUCUCAACUCCUUGGUUCCUGUUCUCAUCGCCCACAAAUCCUCAACUAGUUUUCUCACUUCUUGAGGUGUUUAACAAUGUUAUCCAAUACCAAUUUGAUGGAAAUUCCAACUUAAUAUAUACAAUCAUCAGAAAAAGGAAUGUAUUCUACCAACUUUCCAAUUUAUCAACGGAUGCUGCUUCCAUCGCGAAAACCUUAUCAGGACGAAAAAGUAAAUCUGCUAAUCGUGACGAGAUGGUAGAUCAGCUGAAGUCCCCAACCUCUACCGCUCCACCGGAAAUCCCAGCAGCUGAUGCUCCCGCAGCACAGACAUUAGGAGGAGUGAGCACAACGACGGGACUUGCAGCAACGCCAGCUCUUGCUUCCAUGACAGGAAAUGUUGGAAACUGGGAAGAACGGCCGGAGUCUUCGCAAGAUAACGAGUGGAUAGCAACACAAGAAUGGGCCGAUGCAUGGAAGUCGAAACUUCCUCUGCAGACUAUCAUGAGAUUGCUCCAAGUGUUGGUGCCGCAAGUUGAAAAAAUUUGCAUCGAUAAAGGCCUCACCGAUGAGAGCGAGAUUCUGAAAUUCCUUCAACAUGGAACUCUUGUGGGACUUCUUCCAGUACCACACCCAAUUGUAAUCAGAAGAUAUCAAACGAAUAUUGGCACAAAUCACUGGUUCCGCAUCUACAUGUGGGGAGUCAUUUAUCUCAAACACACACAACCCCCAAUUUGGUACGACACCGAUGUGAAACUUUUCGAGGUUCAACGAGCGUGAACAAUCUAGAACAUGUGUCACUUUAUGAAUAUCGCUUGUGCAUUAUCCUGCAUUUCGCAUAUCUUCUUUAUGUUGUGCAUGUGAAGUUUUUCUUGUUUUCUUCCUCUCAUUCUCAUCCCCAUUUUUUUUUCAAUACCACAUCAAACAAGCGUUCGAGCUUCGUAUAUCUGUGUUCACGUAAAUUGAUUCUCUCUUUUUUCAUUCAGCAUUUUCUGUUUUAAAAUUUUUGAAAUUUUAGAUCUCUGAAUGUUUCUUGUGAAAAAAAUGAAGUAAAAACCUUAUUU